Messenger RNA from Bactrocera oleae (olive fruit fly), 5896 nucleotides. RefSeq names its product ankyrin repeat and BTB/POZ domain-containing protein 2. Lineage: Eukaryota; Metazoa; Arthropoda; Insecta; Diptera; Tephritidae. Gene Ontology annotation, molecular function: protein heterodimerization activity. The record is from RefSeq and is a predicted model, not a curated record.
AUUGCAGGCCAACUAGGCCAACAUUGGCCCAAACAGUGAAUGAGUUAAUUUCGAUUUUUUUGAUAUUCGUUGUAAAGAAAACGCAUUGAACUUCAACAAAUGCUAUGCUGGCCAAAUGGCUAAGUAGCCGCGCAGUCAAGUAGCCAAAAAGGCGAAUUGCCGAAAAGACAAUUAUGCCAAUUGAUGAAAGAGAAAUCGUGAAAUAAUUGCGGAACAAUAUGAAAAAUGCGCGGCCGCAAAUCGCAAGCAAACAAACAAAUGCAAAUACAAUAACAACGACAAAACAACAGCUAACAAAAUUAACAACAAACAAAUGUUCAAUAAAUAUGUGUGAAAAUAGUGUUAACAUGUGAAGUGAAAAUCGUAACAGUAGUCGCUGUUGAAGUGAAUUGUUGAAUAUUGGAGUGACGCUAUCGCGCUAAUAAAUAACGUUGCCUUGAAACAACAAACAAUUUCACAGUAAUUAUUACGAAAAUGUAUUGCGGUAAGGACUGCAGCUGCAGCUUGUGUCGCGAGCUGCGCAAUUACAAGCCCGCCAAGCCAACAAAACGGCCUGCGCCACGCCCACCCACUUCACUAUUCGGACGCUUUAACGAAAAUUUCAUACUGCGUCGCCGCAGCACAAACAAUUCCUUCAAGACAUUCCAGCCACAGUCAUUGAAAUGCAGCGAAAUGUUUCAGCAGCGCGUCGCCACGACUACGCCGAACGUCUACUCUGAACAGCCAUCACCGCAUGCCGCGCCACAGCAACAGCAAGCAAAUACUGCUGUGGCAACAGAUGCGACACGCGCCAACAAACCGGCGGCGCCACCCAAACCCAAUCACAAGGUUGUCAUCUACUUCGGCGACUCGAUUGGCAAUCGCGGCAAACACAAUGUGGGCGAGACGGCCAAGGACGUGGUGCAAGCCGCGCAGCUCUUGGAUGAUACUGCGCCUAAUGUAGUGGCGCCAAAGCAAGACAGCGCGGAGUGCUUAGGCUCGAAGUGUGUGAAUGAUGAUGAUUUGCCCUCCUACAUCGAGAGCGUGCAGAAUGGUGUGAUUAACAUCAAGAUUGAAGGCAACUAUCAGCGCGCCAGCGCUUUAGUGCAGACGGUAGCAAAACCAACGCUCGCCACGGUGCAUGUGUUGGCUGAGGCGGAGCAGUUGGCUGGCGGCGUCGAGGACAAUGCGAGCCAGCAGUCAUGUGACUCGUGCGAUUGGAGCUUUGUACAGGAGUGGCGCGCACGACCGACUGGCAACAUGCGCGGCGACAUGCCCGUGGUAUUCAGCCCGCAACCAACAAAUUCGCAACUACACUGCCCCGUCAGCUCGCCAACAACAACGGGCUUGCCACAUCAAAACCAAAUUAGCGUCGUGCCCUCAUCGCCAUCCACCGGUACCACAAUGACUGCCACCUCCGCGCCGCUCAAUACACCAAAUGGUUUGAGUUCCUCCACUGGCCGCAUACAAAGUCCCGCUGUGGCAACACCAGCGCCACGCAUCUCCAAGGAGGUGGCGCAACGUUUUAAUAGUGCCGUUUGUGGCGCGCCCAAUAUGGUGGUCAGCUCACAGACCGCGCACAGUAUUGUGCCCAAUACUACAAUCAAUAUAAGAAACGUAAGCAGUCCACCUCAAGCGCCUAGUAAACCGGCGCCGCAUCGCACCUUGGCGGCACCAGCACGGCUUACGGUGCAAAGUACGCCUGUCAAAUCGCAGCCGCCCAUGUUGAGUGGCAAUCUGUCACCACAGCAAUCACAACCUCAACAGCCGGUCACAACACAACAAAAGUUCAGCAGCAACGACAAGCGUCCGCUGCCAUUAUCAUUGGAUUUGAGCAAUUGCAGCAUCGGCAUACCAACAUCUGAUUCGACCUGUGCGAACGUGACUCCCAGUGGUGGAGGCUAUCAGCGCAAUACGCACGCAAAGGCAAGCGCGACUAGCACGCGCACACAUCAUCAUGAAUUUCGUGCGCUGCAACGCGUACAGGAGUGUCAUAGCUCGUCGGAUGAGAAUCGCUCAUCGGGUCAUGCGAGUAUGUCGGAUACUGGAGGUCAUGGCAGUUCCUCACCUGGUGGUGGAGUAGCAUUAGGACCGUUACCGGAAGAUCGACUUGCCGCCGCUGUCACUAACCGUAGUACGCGUUCUCGCACAAGCACAAAUCAUUCGCGUGCACGCCAUCGUGCCACCCCAGCGACUAAGGCACCAUGGAGCGGUAGUGGUUUGGAAGAUAUAAAAUUGGCCAUACAACAGCUGACAAUGCGUUCGCAAACGAGCACGAGCACUUACAGCAGUCUCAGCGCCGGUUCGGAGAGCUCAGAACCCGCGCGCCGCUUAGGUCGCUACUCGUCGCUGGAAACAGUAAAUACGAAUGUGACAAACGCUGACGAGUUUGUCUGGGUGGACUCACAUAAUCGACUAGUAGAGUUACAACAUCCACCAUGGAGCCAACACUGUAUAAUGCGCGUAAUACGAAAUGGACGUUGCAAGGAGCAAGCAGAACGAGUUUCAGUGGACACCAUUCCACGCUUAGGAUACCUGCUGCAACGUGCAUUGGUGCGUAUUGCACGUGAGGUGCAGCGACUAUCCGCCUGCUUAGGUCUGUGUUCAAAACAAGAAGUCGCAACCGCAUACAAGAUAGUGCUUUGUCCGGCACUGGCGGACUCUUGCAUUAAGGCUUGUCUACGCGCCGCAGCAAUGUUCGCUGUAACAGGUGACAGCACCUUAAAACAAAGCAAGUCAGCACGCGCUGGGCUUCAGCUACCCGUAGGACGCUUUCAUCGUUGGAUGGCCGACGCGCGUUUGGGGAAAUUUAUACACGAGUACGCGGCAGUAUACCUAUGUGCUGGUAUGGAAAAUCUUCUCGAGGAGUUAUUGUUGCAAAGCUUUCCUGCAGAUUCAUCUAGCCAAUUUACCACAGCAACACUGGAUCAGUCUAUUGCUCAUUCCGGUGACCUGUGGGGUCUUCUACAGCCCUUCGCACACUUGAAUGCAGGACGCAUAGCAUCAGGUGCACUCACUAUGCCAAGGUGGGCAAGUCUGUCAUCACUUGGCUCGGGCACUCAAAAGAGCGGCAGUUCGGGCGCCAAUAGCAAUGUCUCGCUGGAGCCUUGUCUGCUAACGACAUGCGUCGGGAGCAUAACUGAACUAAAAGACUUGACUUUGCGCGCUCAACAAAAGUUUCAACACACAGCUCUGUCUAAUGCUGCGCUCUCCACACUGUUUUACUUCAUGCGCUGCUCGCAAUUAGAACACAGUGAUUUUAGUGGCGCGCCUUCUAGCUCCAGCGGUAGCGCGGGCGGCAGCAAUCAAAAUGUGCAAGAGCUAUGCUAUGAACGUGCAUACGUGGUUUUGCCACCAUUAGUGGAAUGGUUGCGAGUUGCCUCGGCUCACGCGGAAUAUCGACACGCUGUCAUGAUAGAUAAAGACGAUAUCAUGCAAGCAGCGCGCCUACUUUUACCAGGUGUUGACUGUCCAAUGCGACCGAUUGGCCACGAAGAGGAGCUUCCUACAAAAAAGACACAUUUCUCACACCCUGGUUCAACUACCCCCAUAGCAUUGAGCAUUAGUGAAGAUACCACAGAGUUGGGCAAACGCGCCACCAUCACGCUUGCCUUUAAACUCAUGCUUACUGCACGCGCUGAGUUAAUGGCACAGGCGGCAAAUUUAUUGCCACCCACCACGCGUUAUGACACACUGAAUCACGCGGGAUUGACAGCGCUUAUGAUCGCCGCAAUACGCAAUGACGAGGUGGCCAUACAGGCGCUACUCGAUGCCGGUUGUGAUCCAAAUGUGGAAGUGCCACCAGUCGGUCAACCGAACUUUCCUGGUGUACAUCCAGAUACGCAACAUUGGACGGCAGUAACAUUCGCCGCAAGUCGUGCCAAUUACUUGGCUUUGCGUCUGCUACUGGAAAGGGGUGGCAAGGUUGAAGGUGGUGCACGACUAAGUGAAGAAAAACCAACGCUGACGCCACUGCAAGUGGCAUGCGGAUCUGGCAAUGUCGAGGUCAUUUCGCUGCUGCUAGCACAUGGCGCCAACGCAUUUCUCUCCACGCAACAGAAAGACACAAUGUGCUUUGCGGGUGGCUCAGCUCAGCGGGGCUCUUAUUGCGCCAUCUCUGUGACCGCAGCGCAUGGCCAGCGCGCUUGUCUCCGCAAACUACUCUCCCAUCCAAUGUCACCGGGAAGCAAAGACGUGCUUUCGCUCGAGGAAAUGCUAGCUGAAGGUGAACCGGUAGGUAAUGCGACGCGGGGUGCAGCAUGCACGAGCAAUGCGGGCGGUGACCGCAUAAGCGCCGAGCUACCACUCACAUUAAAUAAGACACAAAUCAAAAGUUUGCAGGAGGCAAUGUAUCACAGCGCCGAAAAUAAUCAUUUGGAUAUUACAAUAGAGCUGCGCACUUUGGGCGUACCCUGGACACUACACUGCUGGAUGCACGCACUGGCGGCGGCGCACGAGUUGCGCUUGGAUGCUGUUAUCGACCAACUGCUGCAGGAUUUCUUGCAAGUCUGUCCGGAUGACUACAGCGCGCAGUUCGUGAGCGAGUGUCUACCGUUGCUCUUCAACAUAUUUCGCUAUAGUAAAAAUGAGGGCACAACACUGCUGCUAGCCGACAUUUUCGCCACUUGCUUUGGCUGGGAGACCAUCAAGCCAAUAAAGGAGGCGCCAAUGCAAUCGGUGAACAGCUCGCGCAUAGACCCCAAAUUUGUCAAUAAUCCAGAAUUGAGCGAUGUCACAUUUAGAGUGGAGGGCAAGAUAUUCUAUGGACACAAAAUAGUGCUUGUCACCGCCUCGCCGCGUUUCCAGAGCAUGCUCAGCUCCAAGCUGAGCGAUGGAAACACGCCCACAGUGCAGAUCAACGACAUUCGCUACCACAUCUUCCAAUUGGUCAUGCACUAUCUGUACAGCGGUGGUUGCGCCACAUUGGAGGUUAGUAACGCUGAUGUUUUGGAGCUGAUGGCGGCGGCGAGCUUCUUCCAGCUGGAAGGUUUAUUGCGCUACACUGAAUCACGCUGCUCUGAGAUGAUCGACAUCGACAAUGUGGUGGCCAUGUACAUACACGCGAAGGUCUACAAUGCCAACAAGCUACUCGAGUACUGCCAAGGUUUCUUGCUGCAGAACAUGGUCGCACUUCUCACCUACGACGACUCCGUCAAGCGCUUGCUCUUCGCCAAAAAGAUACCCAAUCACGAUGUGCUCUCCGGCCUACUGCACACGCUGCAACAACGCAUCAAACAGCGCAAGCCCAUGGGCGUGGGCAAUUUCCGCCAGCAGCUCAGCUCGCCGCCACCAGGCACCGCAGGCGCUCAUCUAUUGAGCACAAGCCUGGGCAAUAACGUCGGUGGCAGUCUGGGUGCCGCCAAGAAAUAGAUGUGCACAUUUGCACUGUAUUAUAUUUUAAUUUAAAGGACUUCAGAUAUUUUCAAUGAAUUUCUUCAGCGUUGCCAGCCUUGACUACUGACAAAUGGAAUUUUGAGUUUAAAAAAAUACAAAACGAUUACAAUAUUGGUUUAGAAAUAUAGUAAAAGGUAUAUAUUUAAUGAACUAAACAUAUUUAUAUGUUCGUAGCUAUAAACACCCUUUCAAAUUAUCGACAUUUUUACUUCCACGAAUACAAUUCAAACAAUAAUGAAAGUCGGCGCUUAAGCGGCACUUUUAUUUAAAUGUUUUUGUUUUUUCUUGCAAUAUAUAUGUAUGUAUGUAUAACCUUGUUUAUAGUUUAUGAGACAUAUACACUUUAGUUAAUAGCCUUUCGUAGUAACCUUAAGUAUUCGAAGUUGCUCUAGGCUGCCUAGAUUGCUUGUACGUAGGCUCGCUUGUAGUUUCUAGCGAAAUUUAGAUACAAUAUUGUAUGUAUGUAUAUUUAGUUUACCCCAAAUUUUUAUUAGAAUUAAUAAAUUAAAAUAAUCCAGAAAAA